Molecule: messenger RNA, 1557 nt
Organism: Fusarium sp. VM40
Lineage: Eukaryota; Fungi; Ascomycota; Sordariomycetes; Hypocreales; Nectriaceae
Source: the annotation of a GenBank genome assembly
AUGUCCUCCCAGCCCUCCAACCCCAUUAUCCCUGGCUUCUCGCCCGAUCCGUCAAUCGUCAAGGUUGGCGAGUGGUACUUUCUCGUCAACUCCACCUUUCACAUGUUUCCUGGUAUCCCUGUAUAUGCAUCAAAGGACUUGAUAUCGUGGAAGCAUAUCGGAAAUGUUAUUCACCGGCGGGAGCAGAUUAGUCUGAAAAAGUCAGACACUGAAGUCAACCGUCUGCCAGGCGUUGGGGAAGUGAUGCUCGCUACGGGCGGUCUCUAUGCUCCAACUAUUCGCUACCACAAUGGUACUUUCUACGUCGUCUGUACCAACGUUGUUAGAGUCAUCCCAAAGGCUGAAGGAGAGAGCGAUAUAAAUGAGAAUUUCAUUGCCUCGACAAAAGACAUCUGGUUAGGCCAGUGGAGUGACCUGGUCAAGUUCGACUUCGAUGGCAUCGACCCCAGCAUGUUAUUCGACGACGAUGGCAAGACAUAUAUCCAGGGAUCCAAGUCGCCGGGUCCAUACACCAAGAUCGCCCAGUUCGAGGUGGACAUCGAGACAGGCCGCAAGCUCUCUGAGGAAAAGAUCCUGUGGGAGGGCACAGGCGGGGUCUACCCUGAGGGGCCGCACAUCUACAAGCGCAACGGCUGGUACUAUCUCAUGAUAUCUGAGGGCGGAACCCAUGAUGAGCAUAUGAUCACCAUGGCCCGGUCCCGCAACGUUUGGGGUCCUUAUGAGCCGUGCCCCGACAACCCCAUCUUGGUCCCCGCCAGCACCGACUUCUACGUGCGCCACACUGGCCACUGCGAUGCAUUUGAGGACGAAAAGGGUCAGUGGUGGGGAGUAUGUCUUGGAGUACGCAGGGACAAGGGUGAUAGAUACAAUAUGGGCAGGGAGUCUUUCCUCACAACUGCAAAGUGGACUGAUGAUUGGCUCCGUCUCGACUCGGUUCAAGCUGUCAUUGAUACAUCCCGGCUAGCGAGCGCAGACGUAGUUCAGGGGUUAACAGCUGUUGACAACGUGGACUACCUCUACAUCCGAGACCCAGCUCUGGAGAACUACAAGUUCGCCAACGGGAAUAAGAGUCUGACUUUAAUUUCAUCCACCGUCGAUCUAUCACACCCUCGCGAAUCUCCCACGUUCGUGGGUAAAAGACAGCGCAUGCACAAAGGACAAAGCAGCGCCACUCUGCAAAUCAGUCCUUCCUGGGCCAACACCCAGCUCAAGACUGGUCUCGCCUAUUACAAAGACGAGCACCGCUACUUGCGGGUAUACUACGACGCCGACGAAAAGGCCGUGGUGUACGAAGCCAUCAACGCCGCCAAGGAUAUCAGCAAGACUGAGCGACGCGCCCUGGACAAGGAUGUUGACAGCCUGCGGUUCCGCAUGGAGUACACCGAGGCGGAAUAUCGUAUCGAGUAUGCAGUUGGGCAACAGGCGUGGGAGCGCAUUGCUACGCUCGACACGAUUGACAUGACAGGGCCUGACUUUGUUGGGCCUGUGAUCGGCGUGUUUGCCUUGGAUGCACACGGAGGUUUGACGGUUGAAGUGGCCGAUCUCGAAGUGGAGUAG